GCACUCUUCUUCUUCCUCCGACCAUACAAUUAGUUAAGUACGUCCUUUCCACUGCAAGAACCAUAAUCCGUGAAGAUGUCACCGGAAAAGUGGUCCUCAUCACCGGAGCAUCCUCUGAUAUCGGCCAGGUAUGCACCACAUCUGGCUUACGAGAAUGCAAGCAGUGGAGCUUGUUUGGCACUUGUUGCCAGAAAAGAGGACCGUCUCCGCGAAGUCGCCGCUAUAGCACAGAUUAUAGGCUCUCCUCGUGCCAUUUUCAUCUCCUUGUUUGAAGAUUUUGAUGAUAUAACUAAUGCUGUCCCAGUUAUGGAUCAAAUCACUUUCCUGCCAUUAGUGUCAGCUGAGAAUUGUGCCAAGGCAAUAGUUGAUGGUGCCUUUCGAGGAGAGAAAUACCUGACAGUACCAUCUUGGGCUGAGGUGACAUUGCUCUGGAAGGUGCCUUGGCCUGAGAUACCAGAAUGGUGCAACCGCUUGCUUUUAAUAACCAGAGCUGGCACUCCACAGAGAGAAGCAGCUAGCAAGUAGAUCCUGCAUCUAACAACUACAAUGAAGGAAAAUCUAUCCA
Messenger RNA from Rubroshorea leprosula, 565 nucleotides. The record is from the annotation of a GenBank genome assembly. NCBI's taxonomy places the organism in Eukaryota, Viridiplantae, Streptophyta, Magnoliopsida, Malvales, Dipterocarpaceae.